This is a messenger RNA of Cylicostephanus goldi, 463 nucleotides long. Lineage: Eukaryota; Metazoa; Nematoda; Chromadorea; Rhabditida; Strongylidae. The record is from the annotation of a GenBank genome assembly.
AAUCGAGGCCUUUUCUUGCUCCUUAAGUGUUUUUCCUAUUUUUCAAAUAUAAUCGCAUCUAGGCGAGCCGUUCGUUCUUGUGCUACCGCCAUGGGGAGGUCUGUAUCAUUGGCAAAAACAGGCAGUCAAGUUGAAAUGGUCUGUGUUCUUCGACGUGCGAAGUAUGAGCGAAUUCGUGCCCGUCAUGGAGUUUGAGGAUUUUCUGGAAGAAAAUGGGAAGAUCGUUGACCAAGUUGUCUACUUGCAACCGUACAAGGAAGGAUGGACCAAAGAAUAUGUGCUCAAAUAUGAUCACAGGGAAUGUAUAGAUGGCUCACGUUUUUACAAAAAUGAAAACGAUGUUUGGCGGGGAUGGUUCUUUUCAUUCAAUGAAGUGAGAGCUAAGAAUUUUGAAUGCUUGUCCGUGCAAGGAGAUUCUGAUAUUUUGAAAAAGAUCAUCAUGAAUGAAUAUUCUGGCAAGUAA